CGGAGAGUACAGUGCCGCGAUGUGGGACAGUUGUGAUGAGAGCGAGUGCAGGGAGUUGAAUUCGACGAGGACGACGACUGAUCGCACGAGGCUCGAGAUGUUCGAGCCCACGGAGCAGGGAAAGGAUCUUUGCAUCCAUACGGGCGUUGUGCUUCGUGGAGCGAAUGCCAGAGAAGAUGAGGUUCACAGUUCAGGAACGCUUAAUAUUGUGGAAUAUAGUUUUGGCAAGUGCAUAGAAUGGAAACCAGUAGAAGAUUCCGUGGUAUCGGAAUGCCAAGAUCAAGAUCCAGAAUGGUCCCUAGUGGAUACUCAUACGAGGAGGACUCGCACGAACUCAGAGGGUCCAGACUCUCUUGGACGUACGAGAACCGUUAAAAUAUUAUUUUCUGAUCUAAAGUCAUUUCGCGUGAAUCAUGGCGGACAACAACUCAUAUUUAUGCAGAGGGAUGGUACCACCUAUGUUGCCUUCUUUCAGCUGGCUAACGCUGAAAGUUUCAUUAAUUCGUUAAAAGGAUUUAUCAAAUUUGUAAAAUCACGCUCGGAUAAGAAUUUAUAUCUGGUGAUGGAUGAAGUUGAAACUGUCUUGAAGAAAUCUUUUGCUGAAUUGGAUCUGUUUCAAGAAAACACUUCUGAUUACGUGUGGAAGUUUGUAAAAAACUUACACAAUCGUCCUUAUGAAACAACAAUGGAGGCAUUCAGCAAACUUGCAGAUAUCUGGUUAUAUAAAGAGCCAGUGAAGCGACCUGUUGAGGAAGCGGUAGCCGAUUUAUUAAACCAGUCUCUUACGAUCGAUCCUCAUCCACGUGUAUCUGUAUCUAUAGGAUCUGGAGAAGAAUAUGAAGUAAUUGGAGUCGGAGUGGACCUACCUCCACGACCACCGUGUCCGCGCGGUGCGCCGUUAACACAAGAACAAUGGGAAAAAUGUAAAGAUCGAGAAGGAAGAAUCACUGAUCCUGAGGCCAUCAAAGAAAUUAUCUUUCGGGGGGGUAUUUGUCCAUCAUUACGUUUUGAAGUAUGGAAAUUUUUAUUAAAUUAUUACCCAUGGAAAUCGACGCAUAAUGAAAGAUUAGAACUUAAGAGAAAAAAGACUGACGAAUAUUUUACGAUGAAAUUGCAAUGGCGUACAUUUACGACUGCGCAAGAAAGCCGUUUUUCUGAUUAUAGAGAACGAAAAAGUUUGAUAGAGAAGGAUGUUAACAGAACAGACAGAACACAUCCUUAUUAUGCAGGGGAUAAUAAUCCACACUUGGAACAAUUAUACGAUAUACUCAUGACCUACAUAAUGUACAAUUUCGAUUUAGGAUAUGUUCAGGGUAUGAGCGAUCUUCUUAGUCCAAUUUUAUUUUUAAUGGAUAAUGAAGUAGAUGCGUUUUGGUGUUUCGUUGGAUUCAUGGAUAAAGUAAGUACUAAUUUCGAGAUGGAUCAGAAAGGCAUGAAAGGUCAAUUAUGCCAAUUAUACACGUUACUGUGCACUACGGAACCGCAAUUAGCAUAUUAUCUAAAUAGACAUGAUUCUGGUAACAUGUUCUUUUGCUUUCGAUGGUUGUUAGUAUUAUUCAAGCGAGAAUUUAGCGCGAUCGAUAUAUUAAAAUUAUGGGAGAUAUUAUGGACCGAUCUACCCUGUAAAAACUUUCAUUUGUUAAUAUGCGCGGCUAUUUUGGACACAGAGAAAAAUAUUUUAAUAGAAAACAAUUACGGAUUUACGGAAAUUUUGAAGCACAUAAAUGAUUUGUCACUUCAUAUCGAAUUGCCUUGGACAAUUUCUAAGGCAGAAGGUAUUUAUUAUCAGCUGAUGUCCGUGGAACAUCAGAUUCCUGAUGACAUACGUGUAAUUAUCGGAUUGGAGCCAUUGCAUAAGUCGUUGCCGAUGAAUGGAAGCGAUGACGAAGCAUCUAGUAAUAAUACCCGAGCCAAUGGUCCUCAUAAUAAUUCGAGACGAAAUAGCACAGGUAGCGCCAAUGUUAAAUUAGGAGACGAUGAAGUGUCGUUUGAACGCGGAUUGAAUCUGUCGUAUAUGUGAGGUCAGGACUGGAUCUUUACAAUCAUUCACUAACAGAAAGCUGAUUGAAAGUCUACACGAACAGAGAAUAAAAUAAUUGUUUCAGUUUUCGUAAUCGAGGAUUUACACUUAUCUUAUGAUUUGUUUGAAAAUGUAACUGAUUUUAAACAUGUUAUUGACAAUAAUUUUCAUGCAGCUUUCAACGAAAUUAAAUCGAUGCUUUGAAACAUAAAUAUAUGUUUGAUAAGAAGCAUGUUCCUAAACAUAUGUUUCAGAUUUUUUUUUAAUUGGAUGAUAGAUAUAAUUCUUUUCUUUGUUUUGAACGUCGUGAUUGAUCGUGAUCGAGAUUCAAAUUCUAAACAAUAGAAUAUGAAUGUAAUGAAUACGUUUUGAGAAGUAACUGUAAUGGUAGUGUUGAAUUUUGAGAUAUUUAUAACACUUACUGUGUGUACAAAGACGAAAGAAUGAGAUUAUAAUUGAUGCUUGUGUAAAAACAUGCACAUAUUUUAGUGCGUAGAAGAAUUCACGAUGAUUGUUAUGCGCGAAUGCGCGGAAAACGGAUUAAAGAUAACAUCUUUAGAUUUCGAUAAGUGUUAUAUACGCGUAACUUUCACCUAAGUUACAGUCUCUUUUCUAGAUUUGUAUAAAGCUUACUGUACAUUUCUAAUAAAAAUCACCUAUUUAAUCUUUCAUAUAU
Messenger RNA from Atta colombica, 2696 nucleotides. It is a transcript of the gene Tbc1d15-17, whose product is annotated as TBC1 domain family member 15. Lineage: Eukaryota; Metazoa; Arthropoda; Insecta; Hymenoptera; Formicidae. The transcript has 9 exons. Gene Ontology annotation, molecular function: GTPase activator activity. Bases 20 to 2020 code for a protein of 666 amino acids. The record is from RefSeq and is a predicted model, not a curated record. Gene Ontology annotation, biological process: activation of GTPase activity.